AUGUCAUCCCCGUUCACCUCAGUUUUUCUUUUUGGUAGGUCAGUGAACAAUUUCCUGGUAACAGGUCCCAAGGCCUAUCUGACCUACACCACCAGUGUGGCCUUGGGCACUCAGACUGGCAUGGAAGAAUGUAAGUUCCAGUUUGCUUGGGGGGGGUGGAACUGCCCUGAACAUGCUUUCCAGUUCUCCACUCACAACAGGGUGGGAGGGGCCACAAGGGAGUCAUCCUUCAUUCACGCCAUCCGCUCUGCUGGAGUUGUGUAUAUCAUCACCAAGAACUGCAGCAUGGGUGACUUUGAAAACUGUGGUUGCGAUGGGUCAAAAAAUGGAAAAGCAGGUGGCCAUGGCUGGAUCUGGGGAGGCUGCAGCGACAACAUUGAAUUUGGGGAACAGAUCUCCAGAGUCUUCGUGGACAGCCUGGAGAGAGGGAAGGAUGCCAGGGCCCUGGUGAAUCUUCAUAACAGCAGGGCAGGCAGGCUGGUGGGUACAACAGUUCCUCACAAUCUGGUGGAUACAGAAGUCAUCCUGUUUGGACAAUGGUCCCUCACCGUCACCCAGAGCUGUCUCACACCCAGGUUUCAUCCCUGA
Molecule: messenger RNA, 588 nt
Organism: Cricetulus griseus (Chinese hamster)
Lineage: Eukaryota; Metazoa; Chordata; Mammalia; Rodentia; Cricetidae
Source: RefSeq, a predicted model, not a curated record